Vigna radiata var. radiata (mung bean) is the source of this 1281-nucleotide messenger RNA. Its product is annotated as decapping nuclease DXO homolog, chloroplastic. The record is from RefSeq and is a predicted model, not a curated record. The coding region runs from base 148 to 1158 and encodes 336 amino acids. Gene Ontology annotation, cellular component: cytosol; nucleus. The transcript is spliced from 12 exons. Lineage: Eukaryota; Viridiplantae; Streptophyta; Magnoliopsida; Fabales; Fabaceae. Gene Ontology annotation, molecular function: mRNA 5'-diphosphatase activity. Gene Ontology annotation, biological process: nuclear-transcribed mRNA catabolic process; NAD-cap decapping.
UUUGGCCGCGGUCGUUGGCAGCAAAGUUAUCAAAAUGAUAGAGGACCCGACCUUCUUCCUCCAGCUGGACGUUAUCCUCCGAGGCACAAUUUUGGAUACGGAAAUAGGUUUCAGAACGCUCGCCAUGAUGAGCGCCUUGUCUCUGAGAUGAAGCUUUCAAAAAGUGUAGAAACUCUGUCAAGAAAGUGCAUUGCUUUUCCGGAGCCUUGCGAAAUUGCCUGCUACAAUCGUGUAGAAGGCGGAGAAGUAUUCUUCGAUGACCGUAGCUUGAGACUUUUUAAGCGCCAUAUUACUGAAGAUGUUGGAGCUGAUUUGAAUGAAGGUUAUGACACAUUCAUUCCCAAAAAAGACAUAGGCUCAGAGGGCUUUGGAUUUGGUGAUCUUCUUGCUUGCAGUAGGGACAAAAAUAUCCCUCUUCAAUCUUGGAAACAUUUUAUUACAUUCCGUAACAAUCUUAAAAAGAUACUGGCAACAGCUUAUAUCCGUAAUGAGCCUUGGGAAAUGGGAGUGCACAAAAGGAAUGGGGUUGUCUAUCUUGAUGUGCAUAAUUUACCAGAAAGACCCCAAAGUGAUUUAGAUCGUAGGAGAUGUUACGUAGGAUAUUGUUUUGAGAGCCUCGCCACUGAAGAUCCUAGAAGAGCAGACGGAGAAGGGAUACAUCAUGUUGAUGCCAAUGUUGAAUUCUGUUCUGUGAUUAAAACAAAAUUAGGAGCUCACCGCAUCUUAAUGGGUGCUGAGAUGGAUUGCUGUGAUUCAACUAAUGACGGAAAGAGAUUCUAUGUGGAGUUAAAGACUAGCCGUGAGUUGAAUUAUCAUACCGAAGAAAGAUUCGAGAGAAAAAAAAUGUUGAAGUUUUGGAUUCAGUCAUUUCUGGCAGGUGUUCCAUAUAUUGUCAUCGGAUUUAGGGACGAUGCAGGUCGUCUUGUUCGGACAGAAAGAAUUAGAACCGAAGAUAUAAGUCAGAGAGUAGAAAUGAAGAACUACUGCCAGGGAGGAGUCUGCUUGGCUUUUGCAGAUGAGGUAUUAGGCUGGCUCUCUGGAACAGUAAAAGAAGACGAAGAUUACAUUUUGAAGUUUGCUCGACCGUUCAACCGUCUGGAGCUUCUGCAAGCACAGUCCUGCCCAGAUGUAAUUACUAGUCAUUUGGAGCUGUUGUGAAAAUUGAGACCUUAGCAGUUACCUUUUAAACGAACCUUUUUAGUAUAUGCUGACAAUUGCAUUCAGAACUUUAAUCUCUCUCUAUCUAUUUAUAUUGUUAAUUUCUCUUCAAGUUUAUUUAAU